Messenger RNA from Brassica oleracea var. oleracea, 904 nucleotides. RefSeq names its product RPM1-interacting protein 4-like. Lineage: Eukaryota; Viridiplantae; Streptophyta; Magnoliopsida; Brassicales; Brassicaceae. Bases 84 to 716 code for a protein of 210 amino acids. The record is from RefSeq and is a predicted model, not a curated record. The transcript is spliced from 5 exons.
CACGUUUCUUUGUUUCUUUCUCGGUUUCAGACAUAGCCAUUGUUGAAGCCUUUCUUCAUUUAUAGCGGUGUAGAUCAAGAAACAUGACAAACCGUCCGCAUGUUCCAAAGUUUGGGGACUGGAGCAACCAAGACCAGCCAUUCACGGUCGUCUUCGAUAACGCGAGGACGAACAAACGAGCAGACUUGUACGAAUCUCUAGAGAACUCAGAUAUCAAAACUCCUCCUCAACCUGCUCCUAGAAUUCCACGACCUGAACCACCAAAACCAGCUAGAGAGGGCACGCCAAGAGCACCUCCACCAACCGAGAGAAAUAAAGUCAGAGCUCCUCCUGCUGACCAGCUCUACGGCGGAGGCAGAGAUGGAGGCGGAUUAUACGGAGGUUAUGUAGGUGGAGGCGGUUCAGGAAACCGGCAGCAACACGCUCCUCCUCGUCCCGCACAGACACAGCCUAGACCCAAUCUUAGAGGCGGCAGCAACGGAAGGGGAGGGACGACGAUUCCACCAUUUCCAGGGUCAGUAGGUUCAGGGGAGAACAUGAGUUACACACACAUUUUCGACCAAGUGAAAGAAGAGAGGCGUGAAGGUGCCAGACCCUACGGUGGAACAGCCGGAAACACUCCAUCUCGCCCCAUCAACAGUCAACAUGAAUCUCCCUCCCCAAACUCCUCCAAGGUCUGUUGUUUCCCAUGGGGCCGAAAGGGAAGUAAAUACUGAAGACAAUGAGUGGUUUUUGUUGUGAACAACGUUGGAGGAAUCACUACUAAAUACUAUAGUAGUGUGUUUUGGUUGUGUAGUUUAUCUUUGUUUAUCCAUUUCUCAAGAAAAAACUUGCGUAUGAAAGUAAAUGUGCAGACUGUAUGUUUUCUAUUUGUUGCGUUCUCUUCAACAUUAGUUGUACAAGA